Molecule: messenger RNA, 2049 nt
Organism: Cavenderia fasciculata
Lineage: Eukaryota; Evosea; Eumycetozoa; Acytosteliales; Cavenderiaceae
Exons: 1
Coding region: 1-2049 (682 amino acids)
Source: RefSeq, a predicted model, not a curated record
AUGGAAAAGAGUAGUAGUAGUAGUAGAACUUAUUUUCAAUAUGGUAGAAUAUCAAAUAUUCUAUUAUUGAUGAUAGUCAAUAUGAUCGAUGACAAUAUGGAUCUCAUUUGUUUAUUGUUGACUUGUAAAUCAUUCUAUUAUGAUUUUAGAUUAAAGUUUCAAGAUACUCUUAAAUUUAAUCAUCUUGUCAUUCCAAAUGACAAUCUACCAAAGAGUCAUUACCUCAACCCUACCACUGUCAGGUCUACCAUUCAUUUUGGUAUGCAAGCGUUCUAUAGAAUGUUUCUCAACUCUAUGUUUCAAGACAACGAUGUAGCUGUCAUUACCGAAAUAGCUGGUCAAGGUCACCAUAAUCGACACACGGACGACGACUUUAGAAAAACAGCUAUUUAUAUUCGUGGAGAAUCUAUUUCUAAUCCUCCAUCAAGCUCGGUUAAAACAUUGUAUAUAGACUUUAGAGGUAACUCUAAAAAGGAUGUCAAUAUAGUAUCAAUGAUCAGAGAUGGUCGAGAUGGACUAGAAUCACUUAUUGUAAAUGACGCCAAUAUCAUCCUAGAUGAAAAACUACCUAAUUCGUUGGAGAAAUUGGUACUCACUGGAUGUGGACCUUCACCUCUACGAAACGGAAACACUAUAGUAUUGGACAGACUCCUCAUAUCAAAUACAUCACUUACAACACUUGUGAUUGACCCUAAAUUGUAUCUUGUCAAUUUCCACGCAUGUAGUAAGACGUCUUCUACAUUUGUAUGGCCACCAUCUAUAACGUCGUUGACUGUCGCCACUUCACCUGACCCCAUAAACAAACAUUCUCUUCCGCUGACAUUACGAUACCUCGAUCUAAUAGUCAACCCGAGAAAUGCAUACCGUCUCGAUCUGUCACACCACACUCAACUCGAAACACUAAAGUUGGAGUCUGAAAAGAUUGAUAGUACCAAAGUAGUCUUACCAAAAUCACUUACCUAUUUGUCGAUUAGUAGGUUUAUUGGUGCUAAUAAAGAGUGGUUUCCACCGGGAUUGAUCACAUUUAUUGGCAAGAGAACGUUUCCCGAGUUCAAACUAGGAAUGCUACCAACAACCAUUCAAGUGGUCGAUAUUGAAUGUGACACACCAACCAAUAUUGGACAACCACCUCGUUUGAUAAAAGAUCUUUGUGUCAAAUGUUGGAAGGGUAGUGUAUUAUCGGCAGACAUGCCUCUACUCGAAUCACUCUCCUUACUCUUUAUCAAUAAUAUUGAUUCCGAUUACAUACCAAAUCCAACUCUAAAAAGUCUAACCUUAUCACAUCUUGGUCAAUUAGAUUUAAAAGAUACUACAUACCUACUCCAUUUUAAUCAAUUGGAAUAUUUUUCUUGGUCUCCUGCACAACAACAACAAUCAACCCAACCAUCGACCAUUGUAUCAUCACCAAAACAUUACCCACCAUCAAUUAAAACACUAGAAUAUAGACAUCAAACUAGUUAUCCCAAUCAACCAAUCACUAAAAUAUACCUUCCAACAAGUUUGGAAACUUAUAUUUAUGCUGCCAUCCAAAAUACUAGAUUGCAUCCAAUUUUAAAUAUUUUCUCUAUUCCAGAUAAUAUUAUCAUUGUAGAUAAUCUUAAAGAGACUACUGGAGAGGAACAAAAGAAGAUCAUCGAUUAUUUAUUACCACCAAACCUUACAACAUUACAAUGUUGUUUGGAAUGGGGAUUGGGUGACGUCUAUAUCUUUAGAAUUGAUAAUCUUAUCAACAAGACAAAUGUAAAUCGCUUUAUUCUAUCCGAUUCAUUUGCCAAAAAUACAAUCUUUCAAUUGGAUAUUAAAAGAUUAGAUGAAAAGAAUAAGAAUGUAAUUUUAACGACUGAUAAAUCACUCUAUGGUGGAAUGAUUACACAAAUUUUAAAACAAGAUGAAGAAACUACAAAAGACAAUCAAAAUGGAAAUCAAAAUCAAACUCAAAAUGAAUAUCAAGAAUUAUAUAUACAUCUAAGAUAUAAUUUAAAAAGUUUUGAUAAAAGUUUGAUUUGUAAUAUAAUCUCUAAUCCAUUUCCAACUAAACAAUCAAAUUAA